GGCGCCGGGCAAAACUCCCACCCGGCGUGGCGGCUGGUGUGCGGAUCGCCGCGGGAGAGAAACGCGGAGUAAAAGGGAAGCAAUGCAGAAAUCAGAGUGCCAUGGAGGAGUACAUUUGAGAAACAGAAAGGCAGGUAGCUGUGAUCAAAGGACAUCAUCAAGCAUACAAAUAAAACAUAGGACUACAGUUCAAAAAAGCAACUCCUCAUCAUCAACCAGUUCUCCAGAGACUGCAAGAAAACUUCAUCCUCGACCAAGUGAUAAACUUAACCCUAAGACCAUUAACCCGUUUGGUGAACAGUCACGAGCUCCUUCUGCAUUUGCAGCCAUUUACUCUAAAGGAGGUAUUCCUUGCAGAUUGGUCCAUGGUUCAGUGAAACACAGAUUACAGUGGGAAUGUCCUCCUGAAAAUCUUCCAUUUGAUCCUCUUCUUAUUACUUUAGCUGAGAAAUUCUUCCUGUCUCAUGGUUUGAGAGAGACUAAACAUCCAUACACCUUUGUGUCAAAGGAGGGUUUUAGAGAAUUACUGUUGGUCCAAGGAGCUCCUGAGAAAGCUGUACCUUUGCUUCCAAGACUGAUUCCUGCGCUUAAGGCAGCUCUGGUCCACCUGGAUGAUGAAGUGUUUGCAAGAGGAUUGAAUGCUCUCGUGCAGCUGAGUGUCGUUGUCGGUCCUUCUCUAAAUGACCAUCUUAAACAUCUGCUUACAAGUCUUUCCAAGAGACUGAGGGAUAAGAAAUUCAAAGAGCCAAUCACCAGUGCUUUACAGAAGCUAGAGCAGCAUGGUGGAAAUGGAAGCCUUAUCAUCAUCAAAUCUAAAAUUCCAACAUACUGCUCCAUAUGCUGUUGAAGAAGGGAGCCCACAAAAAUCUUGUUACUCCGUGGUGACAGGUGUUAAAUGCUGUCCAUGGGUACCUAGGGAACCUUUUCAGAUUCACUUCCGUUUAUUCUUUUGUCAAUCACAGUCACCAUUCAUUAUUUCCUAGAUUAAGAUGAGUAUGCACAGUUCCACUGAAUCAUAGUAAAAGUUAUUCAUCAACAAAAAAAAGAAUGGUCAAUGAUGGAAAGCUAUUAAAAACAGUUCUAUAAUAGUACAAUUUUGUGGGGUUGGUUUUUCAUAUUUUUACAGUUUGGUGCGAACAACCAUUAUUGGGUUUAUAGUAGAUGUGUUUGUAUUUAUUUUCCAGUGCCUUUUAUUUAUAGUAUCCCUUUCACAAUCAGUUUGUAGCUAUGCACUUAUUUUUAAAUAUUUUGUCAUUUCUUGGGUUUUAUAUUUAUCAAGGCUAUGGAAAUUUAAAGUAGUGGACAGACAUUUGUGAAUUCACUGUUAAUUAUUGUCUGUAAAUAUGUAUUUUAUGAUACAGAAUACUUGGAAGAAUUUCAUACCAGAGUAUUCUAGUUUAAGACAUUUUUUAAAAUGUGUAAAUUCUUUUGUAAAUACGUUAUUUAAUACAACUCAUUAGAACUACCUGAACUUUAGGUGUUAAUUAUAUUUAAUUAUAUUUAAGUAAAUGUUAUUUUUGUAACCCAUAGUCUGAUACUCAUUUCAUGAAGGUAUUCAGAAAUUAAAAUCUUAAAACUC
Molecule: messenger RNA, 1579 nt
Organism: Neomonachus schauinslandi (Hawaiian monk seal)
Lineage: Eukaryota; Metazoa; Chordata; Mammalia; Carnivora; Phocidae
Gene: PACRGL
Product: parkin coregulated like
Exons: 10
Coding region: 83-847 (254 amino acids)
Source: RefSeq, a predicted model, not a curated record